Messenger RNA from Colletotrichum graminicola M1.001, 1269 nucleotides. RefSeq names its product saccharopine dehydrogenase. Lineage: Eukaryota; Fungi; Ascomycota; Sordariomycetes; Glomerellales; Glomerellaceae. The record is from RefSeq and is a predicted model, not a curated record. Gene Ontology annotation, cellular component: mitochondrion; lipid droplet; plasma membrane. Gene Ontology annotation, biological process: glycolipid biosynthetic process. The transcript has 5 exons. The coding region runs from base 1 to 1269 and encodes 422 amino acids.
AUGCCUUUCAAACAGCACGAUCGCCAGUACGACCUGGUCGUCUUUGGUGCCACUGGAUACACCGGGGCCUUCGUAGCAGAGCACAUCACGACACACCUAACGACCAAUCUGAGAUGGGCCGUUGCCGGUCGUACAGAGGCGAAGCUUCGGCAACUUGUUGCCGAGUGCAAGAAGUUGAGUCCCGACAGAUUUCAGCCAGAAAUUGAAAUUUGCUGCGUCAACAACGAGGAUCUUGAGGCGCUCGCCAGAAAAACGUACAUUCUUAUCACCACUGUGGGUCCAUAUGCGCAGUAUGGCGAGCAUGCGUUCAGAGCCUGUGCCGAGAAUGGCACGCAUUAUCUGGAUGUCACCGGCGAGACCCCUUGGACCGGCACGAUGAUUAAUAAGUAUGAUUCCGUCGCGCGGGAGACGGGGGCGAUGAUGUUUCCGCAGAUUGGAAUCGAGUCGGCACCGCCUGACCUCAUCACUUGGCUGCUGGCAAAACAGGUCCGCGAGAAGCUCUCAGCCAAGACGGGCGCCGUGACGGUGUCAAUCCAUCACCUGGAUUCAGCUCCAUCUGGCGGUACACUGGCGACGGCCCUCGGCCUGUUUGACUCAUUCACCCUUUCGCAGGUGAGGGCGCAGCACAAGCCAUACGCUCUGUCGCCCGUUCCGAACCGCAACCACGUUCAAUCGCAGAUGUCCCUGCUCACCAGAUUGGUGGGGUUGCGAAACGUGCCGGGCCUGGGGCUGAUGACUACGUCCAUUGCCGGGAUGACGGACGCGCCCAUCGUCCAAAGAACGUGGGGUCUCUUGGCAACUUUGCCCUCGCGGGAGAAGCAAUCCUACGGACCCAACUUCUCGUUCCAUGAGUACAUGAGAGCCAAGGGGUACCUCCAAGGAAUCGCCAUCCACUGGGGCCUGGCGUUCUUUGGCCUGCUGCUCGCGACUGUUGCGCCGUUCCGCAAACUGGUCAAAAUGUUUGUCUACCAACCUGGCCAAGGACCAGACAGGGAGGCAUCCAAAAAGGACGAGAUUGAGUAUCGCGGCAUUGCCAUACCGGACAAGCAACCCAAGACGGGAUGUUCCAAGGCAUUCUGCCGAGCAUGGUUCAAUGGCAGCAUGUACUACUUGACGGCUGUUCUAUUGGCCCAAGCUGCUUCGACACUUUUGGAAGAGGACGUCGACCUGCCCGGUGGUGUCUUCACCCCAUCGUGCCUGGGGCAACCCUUCAUCGACCGGCUGCAGGGAGCCGGCUUCAACUUUGAGUCAAGGAUUCUGGAAAAUUAG